GUGACCGCUGUGUGUCUAACAUGUCGGCGCCCGGUGGAGGGAGAGCGGAGUCUGCCGGGCUGGUGAGAUCCCUCCGGUGUGUCCGUGCAGUUAGCAGGAGCCGUGUCCCCCACAGUGCCCGGUGUAAGGACAGACUGAGGAUCGCCCUGAUAUUGCACUGUUUGCUGUAUGUGAACGCCAGAACCUCGCAAGUUGAUGACUUGCUGUCUCCUUAUCACCCCCUUUCUAAGCAUGGCCCAAGCCGCAGCCAUCGUGAGACCAGAGACUGUUUGCGUGUCACUCAUGGAAACAAAACACAUGAAACAUGGCCGAGUAAUAAUGACACAACAUGGCCCGCGGCCUCCACUAGGAUUUAUAUCUCAAUGUUUCCUGGUACUCCUCAAAAGGCUGUUUAUGGCCACUUUACCUUCAUAAAUAACCCACUGAAGACUGUAUCUGUGCUAGAGCCUGGUAGUCCUGGAGGAUGUGCUAGUAAUUUGACAGCAACUGUCGAAGAAACGGCAAAACAUGGAAAGUGCCUCGUGGCCCAAAAUGGAGGAUAUUUUAAUACUACAACUUUUCAGUGCCUUGGAAACGUUGUCAGCAAUGGCAGAUUGGUACAGAGCUCCAAAGGAAUACAAAAUGCCCAGUUUGGCAUUAGAGAAGAUGGUACCAUGGUGUUUGGCUACUUGUCAGAGGAGGAGGUCUUGGACACAGAAAAUCCCUUUGUACAGCUUGUGAGUGGAGUUGUGUGGUUGUUGCGAAACGGCGAGGUGUAUAUUGGCCAGAGCAAGAAAGUAGAAUGCGACGAGACUCAAACUACAGGUAAUUUUGAUGAGUUUAUUGAUACGAUGUCGGCUAGGACAGCAGUGGGACACGAUACAAAGGGACGUCUUAUUCUGUUUCAUGCAGAUGGACAGACUGCGGGGAGAGGCCUAAGCUUGUGGGAGAUGGCCAAUUUCCUGAAAGCUCAAGGUGUUUACAAUGCCAUAAACCUUGAUGGAGGAGGAUCAGCCACUCUGGUACUUAAUGGGACUCUGGCCAGUUAUCCUUCUGACCACUGCCUGAAUGACUCAAUGUGGCGCUGUCAACGGAGUGUGUCUACUAUUGUCUGUGUCCAUGAACCAUACUGUGAUCCCCCUGACUGUGGAGGCCACGGACAGUGUGUUGCAGGAGCGUGUCAUUGUACCGGCUACUGGACGGGAAGUUCGUGUGAUGUCCUCCUUUGUGGUCCUUCAAACUGUAGUGGUCAUGGGAUGUGCACCCAGAGUGGUUGUAAAUGUGACGCUGGCUGGAAUGGCAGUAACUGUAGUAAUGCAUGUAUUCAGGGUUACUACGGAGAUGGUUGUGCCAGCAAGUGUCAGUGCCAGAACAAUGGGACAUGUGACCACAUUAAUGGGAACUGUAUGUGUCCAGAUUCAAAUCAAUGGGCUCAAAUCUUGUGUCCAUUGGGUUUUUAUGGUUUACAGUGCCAGAAGGUUUGCCUUUGUGAAAAGCAGUGUUACUGUGACCAUGUUACCGGGAGCUGCAAUGUUACUCGUGCACCUGUAGUGACAGAGCUACUUAUGAAAGUUGGUUAUUGUGUGGAAUCGCUGAUGUAUGCGUCUUGGUGGAAAGCAGUGCCUUCUGAUUCCAAAAUAAUAUAUUUCACUGAACAAACAUGGGCAAUAGUAAGCUGCACUCUUGCUGUGCUCCUCGUGAUCAGUGCUGCAUUUAAUAUCAAGCAAGUAUGGACAUGCAGAGAAAGACGUACAGAUUGGACCUAUUCCUACCAGCAGCUGCGAGAAAUGAAUGGAAAUGUGGAUGUUCCUGAUAUGUAUGAGGCCUGUGACUUGUACAACUCCGAUUUCGAUGUGGAAACCUCGCACCUUGAAAGUGGAAGUUGAAGUCUGGGGUGUAACAUAAAGCAGAUGGAUCAGCACCUACCUAUGCAGUCUGUGACAUGCAGAAACCUUGUGCCUUAACCUCAUACUGGGGUUUCAAAGCUUGAAGAUAUUGAAUGAGUAUUCCAUCAGAUAUCUGAUGAUAAUGGUACAGUAUUCAGGACACUGUUAUGAUCUUGAUAAAAGGUAUAUGUAUUUUAUUAUAUGGACUGCAUUGCCAUGAC
Molecule: messenger RNA, 2086 nt
Organism: Nanorana parkeri
Lineage: Eukaryota; Metazoa; Chordata; Amphibia; Anura; Dicroglossidae
Gene: NAGPA
Product: N-acetylglucosamine-1-phosphodiester alpha-N-acetylglucosaminidase
Exons: 11
Coding region: 21-1865 (614 amino acids)
Source: RefSeq, a predicted model, not a curated record